AUGAGUCAGGAAUACGACGAGGCUCAAAUGGGCGAGGAAGGCGGCAUGCCCGGCCCCGGUGCCCCAACACCACUAUUCGCUCUCGAGGGAAUCGCUGGCUUGACGAAGCGAGACAUUCAGCUUGUUGUUGAUGGAGGUUACAAUACCGUGGAGUCGGUGGCUUACACACCACGACGAGUGCUGGAACAGAUCAAGGGUAUCUCUGAGCAGAAGGCGACCAAGAUCCUUGCUGAAGCUUCCAAACUUGUUCCAAUGGGCUUUACUACCGCCACAGAGAUGCACCAACGCCGCAGCGAACUCAUCUCCAUUACCACAGGAUCCAAGAACCUUGAUACCCUUCUUGCAGGCGGUAUCGAAACUGGCUCAGUCACGGAGCUGUUUGGUGAAUUCAGAACAGGAAAAAGUCAAAUUUGUCAUACACUCGCUGUAACCUGUCAGUUGCCUUUUGAUAUGGGCGGUGGCGAGGGAAAGUGCAUGUAUAUCGACACUGAAGGCACAUUUCGACCUGUUCGAUUGCUAGGAGUGGCCAACCGAUUUGGUCUCUCAGGCGAAGAAGUCCUGGACAAUGUUGCAUACGCCCGCGCUUACAACUCUGAUCAUCAACUUCAAUUGCUUAACCAGGCUGCCGCAAUGAUGUGCGAGACCCGGUUCUCCCUACUUAUCGUUGACAGCGCGACAUCACUAUACAGAACAGACUUUUGUGGUCGUGGCGAACUCUCAAAUCGACAGACUCAUUUGGCCAAGUUCAUGAGGACACUUCAGCGGCUGGCAGAUGAAUUCGGUAUUGCAGUGGUCAUUACAAAUCAAGUCGUGGCUCAAGUCGAUGGCGGUCCAAGCGCCAUGUUUAACCCCGACCCAAAGAAGCCUAUUGGCGGUAACAUUAUUGCUCAUGCCAGUACGACAAGAAUCAGUCUCAAGAAGGGUCGAGCUGAGACUCGUAUCGCCAAAAUCUACGACAGCCCUUGCCUGCCAGAGAGUGAUACCCUAUUUGCCAUUGGCGAGGAAGGUAUUGGCGACCCAGCGCCCAAGGACAUGGAGAAGGAUUAA
Fusarium poae is the source of this 1047-nucleotide messenger RNA. RefSeq names its product RecA recombinase Rhp51 (gene RHP51). NCBI's taxonomy places the organism in Eukaryota, Fungi, Ascomycota, Sordariomycetes, Hypocreales, Nectriaceae. Gene Ontology annotation, molecular function: DNA strand exchange activity; ATP-dependent DNA damage sensor activity; single-stranded DNA binding. The transcript is spliced from 3 exons. The coding region runs from base 1 to 1047 and encodes 348 amino acids. Gene Ontology annotation, biological process: DNA strand invasion; chromosome organization involved in meiotic cell cycle; DNA recombinase assembly. The record is from RefSeq and is a predicted model, not a curated record. Gene Ontology annotation, cellular component: condensed nuclear chromosome.